Callorhinchus milii (elephant shark) is the source of this 1986-nucleotide messenger RNA. Its product is annotated as procathepsin L. Gene Ontology annotation, cellular component: lysosome. The record is from RefSeq and is a predicted model, not a curated record. Gene Ontology annotation, biological process: immune response. Lineage: Eukaryota; Metazoa; Chordata; Chondrichthyes; Chimaeriformes; Callorhinchidae. The transcript is spliced from 8 exons. The coding region runs from base 219 to 1244 and encodes 341 amino acids. Gene Ontology annotation, molecular function: cysteine-type endopeptidase activity.
GAGUGAGGUUCCUUCUCACGCAAUUAAGCUGUGAGAAUAAGGCACAGAGGCAGCAGGCACUCAAGUAAUUAAACCCGCACCGCCUGAGAGGGGAGGGGGCGGUUGUUUGAUGCUGAGAGGCUGUGUAAGACUUUCCAGAAAGUUUCAGAGCCGAGUGAUCUGCAGUGAGCUCGUGAGGACACCACCGUAAGCAGGGUUCAUCGCUCGGGCAAUACACAAUGAAUAUCCUUCUUUUUGUGGGUGUUUUGGCGUCUCUCAUUCUUGCCGUGGUCCCUAUGUUCGUCGUUGACCCUGCGCUGGAUGAAAACUGGAAGAGUUGGAUGUCAUUCCAUGGAAAGCAAUAUCCAAAGAAUGUGGAAAGCUGGAGGAGAAUGGUGUGGGAGAAAAACUUCAACAAAAUCGCACUUCAUAACCUCGAGCACUCAAUGGGCAAACACCUGUACAGCAUGGAGCUAAACCAGUUUGGAGACAUGACGAAUGAGGAGUUCAACCAACUUAUGAAUGGAUUUAUCCCAACAAGCCCUGAGAUGAAGCCUCACAAUGAACCAAUGGUUCUCGAGACCAGUCGUGUGAAAAUCCCUCAGAAUGUGGAUUGGCGUCAACAAGGCUACAUCACAGGGGUGAAGAACCAGGGUCACUGUGGCUCCUGCUGGGCUUUCAGUGCGACUGGCUCGCUCGAGGGGCAGAUCAAGAGACGGACAGGGCAUCUGACCUCACUGAGCGAACAGAACCUCGUGGACUGUUCCAGGGGCCGAGGCAACAUGGGAUGUAAAGGUGGGAACAUGAUGGCGGCCUUCGACUAUGUGAGAGACAACGGCGGUAUUGACAGCGAGAUCUUCUACCCCUACAAAGGAAUGGACACUGAAGUCUGCAAAUACAACCUGCACUACAGAGCUGGCAACUGCACUGGGUUCAAAACCAUUCCCACCGGCAAUGAGGCUGCGUUAGCCGUGACCCUAGCCACGGUCGGACCUGUGUCUGUUGGAAUUGACGGCAGUCACUUUUCUUUCCAGUUCUACCGCACAGGGGUUUACCAUGAGACCAGGUGCAGUACCUCGAAGCUGAACCACGCUGUGUUGGUGGUGGGUUACGGAAGCUCUGGGAAAGGAGAAACAGCUCAGAACUACUGGAUCAUUAAAAACAGCUGGGGUGAGCACUGGGGGCAAGCUGGCUACAUGCUCAUGGCCAAGGAUGUGGGUAAUCUCUGUGGUAUCGCCUCAGAUGCUGUUUAUCCACUGAUGUAAAGAUAUUGCCGCCAAAUGGCAGAAGGUCCAACUGUGGACCCAUGGUUGCAAACCACUUCAGCCACCGAUAAUACAAGGAAGCUAUUGCGGUGCAAGUCGGAAAUGUGUAUAUUGCCCAUCAAAUCUGUUCAGUCAGUCUUUUCCUUGCCAGGCUUUCCCAUAGGAACAGAGGAAGGCCAUUCAGCCCCCCGAGCCUGAUCUGCCAUUCUAUUAGAUCAUGGCUGAUCUACACCUCAACUCUAAUAACUUGUCUUUGCUCCCAUCCCAUUCUCUGGGCUUUGGAUUUACAACUUGCCAGCCACAAAUUUCGCAAUCCGAUAUUCGCAAACCGGAAGUCACAAUUAAACCAACAAAUCCCGUUUGUGAAUAUCGCAAGUCAGACCCAGAUGUAUAACCGCCGUUAAGUUAGCAGAGGCCUUUGUGUUGUCAGCCUCGUCCGGUCAGUGUGCAACAAUCCAAACAGGCAAAAAUAUCAUCAUUCAGUCAUUUCGGCCAGAAUACAUAGGCUGCGCUUUGCCUUCAACUAAAUCCGUUUCAAAGCAAUGUUUCUGGCCAACACACAGCAAUCAGUAAAGUUUAUCUCAAAGAAUCUCUAUGAAAAGAUACUGUAAAUAAUCAUUAUGAGUGUUGUGGACUCAGGGGGUGUCUAACACUGGUAUAAAGUAGUCAGUCUGGCUAAAUUCUAAGGCUGUAAAUUACUCAAUAAUUUUUUUCCCAAUAAAUCAUUCCUUGUGUAACUCAA